GAACCGCUGCCUCCACCGGGUCCGCAGGAGCGAAGCAACAGGCAGCUGCAGGAACAAUGGGAGCAGCUGUCCAGUCAGCUCUUUUACUACGGCGGGGAACAGCUGAGCCGGCAGCGCUUGGAGCAGGGAGCAGGGACUCACCUGGUGGAGCUUCAGGUGCUUGGGCGGGGCCGCCACCGGGAGGGGAGGAGAAGCAGCUGUUCGGCGGCGGCAAGGGCUCGGGGCGUCUCAGGUGAGCCAGCAGGGGGACUCCUGGGACCGCGGCCCCUUCCCGGUCCCCUCCCCACCCUCGCGCGUUUUUCCCUCUGUCCCUGCGCCCACAGGCUGUGGACGUUGGGCGCGCUGCGGACCCUGGCGCUGCUUCCACUCGUCUUCCUGGUGCUGCAGCUGCUCUACUUGGUGCUGGUGAAACCCGAAGCCAUCCGCCAGGGACUCGCGCGCCUCCGCUCGGACGCCGCCUUCCGCCGCCUGCGCUACACGCUGUCCCCGCUGCUCGAGUUGCGGGGGCACGGGCUGCUGCCUGCCUAGAGCGCAUCACACCGGCUCUGGCCGUGUGUACUUCCGUCUCCCGUGUGGUUCCUGGGGCGCCCGGGGGACAGGGCUGAGGGGAGGCUCGCGUGUCGCUCCUGACCGGCCAGGGCCCUUGGGCUCAGAGGGUGCCAGUCCUUCCCUCGGGCCUUGGGUCUGGGGAAGCGUCGCGAGUCUAGGACUCGCCUCUCCCACAGCCUCCUGCUGGUCUGCGCCUUUACGCACCGACCGCCACCCUGGGCCUUGAGCCUGAGCCCUGGGGAGGAGCGGGCCCUUGGGCCGGUUUCCCGUGGAGUCCGCUUUUGCCUGGCUGCGUGUGGUCGUUCAGAUCCCCAUCCCCGUGCACCUCGCACGCCUGCCUCUCUCCGCUCCCUUCUGCUUUCUGGGCGGCUGAGCACAGUAAGCAGUGCACACUCGGGACUUGAGGCUCCGUGGGUAAUUUUCUUUUUUAUUCAUGAGGAAUGUUCUCCAUGGAGAUGAACCUUGAGUUUUACUUUGACCCCAAGAUUGCUCUUAUUUUACAGUAUUUCAACUGCUCAACAACUGCUUGGUGUACCUCUGCACAUACACAGGUGUUUGCAAAAAACUUUCUUGGUGGUACUGGGGGUUCAAGGCUGGGCCUUCACGCUGAACUAGGUCUCUAGCUCAUACAGGGUCUCAGGGAACUGCUGAAUUACCCAGACUGGGCUGGAACUUGUGAUCCUACCUUAGCUCCCGGGUGCUGAAAUGACAGGGGUGCACCACUCCCUCGCCCCUAUCUUUUUCAUCUUGACUUUAGGCACUCUUUAGGCUUUUUAGCUGUUUGUGUAAUCCAUCAUAUCAAACUUAAGCAUUGUGCUGAGACCUAAAAACCCAUUCUUUCCUGGAAGUCACAAAGACAUCCUAUUUUCUUCUGAAGUCUUUCGUUCUCUUGCCCCUCCCCGUUUUUGGCAGCCAUACUGGCUGGGUUCAGCACAGUUCUUUUGCACGGAGUUACAUUCCCAUCCCUUUUUAUUUUGAGAUGGAACCUAAGUUGCCCAGGCUGAGACCACACUGGGAAUCCUUCCAAAUAGUUUGGAUUAUGGGUCUGUGUCUUCUUGCCUGCCCACCCCACCCCUUCCUUUUUGCGAUGAGCUCUUCCUGUGUUGCCCAGAUUUGCCUUGAAUUCCUGGAUUCAAGUACUCUUUCUGCCUCCGCCUGGGACUACAGGCCUGAAUUGCUGAGCCCAUAUUUCUUCUAAAUACUUUUAAUGAUGUACUUGUAUCACUGCCGAAGUGACUUGGUACAGGUGGAUAUAUAGUAGAGCUAUCAUCUUUGCUAGUAAUCCAUUUUAUGCUUUCUUUUUUUUUUUUUUUUUUUUUUUUUUUUUUUUUUUUUUUUU
Fukomys damarensis (Damara mole-rat) is the source of this 1888-nucleotide messenger RNA. It is a transcript of the gene Tmem191c, whose product is annotated as transmembrane protein 191C. The record is from RefSeq and is a predicted model, not a curated record. Lineage: Eukaryota; Metazoa; Chordata; Mammalia; Rodentia; Bathyergidae. The transcript is spliced from 3 exons. The annotation marks the transcript as partial.